Molecule: messenger RNA, 2704 nt
Organism: Gavialis gangeticus (Gharial)
Lineage: Eukaryota; Metazoa; Chordata; Crocodylia; Gavialidae
Gene: ANAPC10
Product: anaphase promoting complex subunit 10
Exons: 5
Coding region: 1287-1844 (185 amino acids)
Biological process (GO): protein K11-linked ubiquitination; anaphase-promoting complex-dependent catabolic process
Cellular component (GO): anaphase-promoting complex
Source: RefSeq, a predicted model, not a curated record
CACAAACCCUAAAGACUCGAGCAAGUUCCUGAGGCUGCUUCACGACAGGGCAUUGGCCGCUGGUCCUGUGAGCGGAUCCUUUUGUUGUCCAAACCAAGUGAUGCCACCUCGUUGCCCCAGCAUGGUUCUCUGGGUUUUUUUGGACUGUCCUCCUGGCUGUCAUGGGGGACUGCCUCCCUUCUAUGAUUGGCACUGUGAAGCUCCCUUUCCACUCUGUGUUCAGCCCAGGGUGUGUUUUGCUCCAAGACUGAAUUCUUUGAAUCCUUUGAUACACUGGUGCCUGUGCUGUCCUAACCUCCAGCCUGGGCUGGAUCUCUUUGCUGAAGUCUGUUGAACUUUCAACAGAGAGAAGACUGAAAUGCUCUAUCAGCCUGCUCUAGGCCAGGAAUGUGAGCUUCCCUGUCCCUCCCCCCACCCCAUAUUACUGUUAAGAGAGAGACCCAGGAGGUAAUCAAGCACUUCUACCUCAGGAGCUGCCUCUCCCAGAGAGUGACUGUUAAUGAGGAGAUCCAGCACAGGAUCUGAUGCGCAAGUGACUCCUUUGGGGAAUGGCUUUGGCAUACCGUUUUUGAUUGUCAUCUCUCGAAAGAUGCCAAGAUCCAGAUUUACAAUGCAUUCAUCAUGGCCACUCUCCUCUAUGGAUGUGAAACAUGGGUGACAGGGCUUUAGAUGACCUACCCUCAUCAUCUCAAGAGCCUGGCCAGGUACUGCCAACAAUACCUCUGGAAAAUCCUCUGUAUGAAAUGAAAUGGGAAGAUCGGCGCACAGAUGCUAGCAUCCUUGCUCUGCAGCCAGAAUUACCAUUGAGUCGGUGAUACUCAAGCACUAAAUUCCCUGGAUUGGGCAUUGUGUGCAGAUGCUUGUCUCUUGACUCCUAAAGCAAGUGCUCUAUUCCCAGCUUAGCUGUGGCUUGAGAUCUUGUGGUGGUCAGAGGAAAUGCUACAAGGAUGCUUGAAUACAUACCUGAAGAACAUAAAUGCUGACAUGGAGAACUCCAGUGGUGCUGCAGCCUCAACCAGGUGGCAGCCCACUUUGAGGUAAAGCGUCUUGCCUUUGAAGCAGAGAAGAGAGAGCAGGGAAAGGAAAAGGAGAGAAAUCCCAGCCUAUGGCUUACUCUCCCCCAUGGAAAAGUGCAACUUCUGCAGCCGAAUCUGUGACUUGAGGACUGGACUCUUACUUCACUUCAAGACUCAUCAAAGAGGCAUGAUACAGAUCAUCCUUGAGUCAAGGGAUUGCUGAUGACAACAGGGCAGGGUGCAGAAAGCAAAGCAGCAGACAGGUGAGAAAUGACCACGCCUAACAAGACACCGCCUGGUGCUGAUCCCAAGCAGUUGGAAAGGACUGGAACAGUUCGGGAAAUAGGCUCACAAGCCGUUUGGUCACUUUCAUCCUGUAAACCAGGAUUUGGAGUCGACCAAUUACGAGAUGAUAAUCUAGAAACAUACUGGCAGUCUGAUGGGUCACAGCCUCAUUUGGUGAACAUCCAAUUUAGAAGAAAAACAACAGUGAAGACGUUAUGUAUUUAUGCAGACUACAAAUCUGAUGAAAGCUACACUCCAAGCAAGAUCUCUGUCAGAGUAGGAAAUAAUUUUCAUAACCUUCAGGAGAUCCGGCAGCUUGAAUUAGUGGAACCAAGUGGCUGGAUUCAUGUUCCUUUAACUGAUUCUCAUAAGAAGCCUAUUCGCACCUUUAUGAUUCAGAUUGCUGUUUUAGCCAAUCACCAAAAUGGAAGAGACACUCACAUGAGACAAAUUAAAGUGUAUACCCCAGUGGAAGAGAGCUCCAUUGGAAAAUUUCCCAGAUGUACAACAAUUGAUUUCAUGAUGUAUCGUUCCAUAAGGUGAAUCUUCUUAUAAAGGAAUAAUAAAAGGGAAUUUUUGUUAUCGGUAUUGUUUCAACUUUUUUCAUUACAAGUCUCACAUUUUUUAUUUUUGUGUAAUUAUAUCUGUACAGUUCUAUUUUUUUGUAUAGUUUUUAAAUAAAGACUUUAAGAAUCUGCUUGAUAUUUGCAUUUUCUAUCCAUUAUACUUACAAAAUGUUCAUGCUUUUAAUGAUCAAAAAGCAUAUUAAGAUAUUUCUCAUUUGUGUCCAUAUGAAAUGGGUAACUGGUGCCUGUAACAUGGAAAAAGUACUUUCCUGAUGAUUUUCUUUUCACUAGGAUACUUUACUUUGGUAUUAUGAGUUUGUUUGGGAUCUUAAGAAACAUUCUUUAGGCACAGUUCUUUAAUAGAUUACUAUGAUUCUAUUACUUCUAUCGCUGUGUGUAGAAAAUUUCUUUUUAAAGGUAUUGUAUCGAGCAUAUAUUUUCACUGUUGAAUGGAGAAUGUCUCAUUUCUGAUGAGAAGUGUAUUGUUUUAAGUCUUUAAUUUUUUUCCUUCUGCUAAGUCGCUGUGGUUUUCUCUCUUUUACAUAAAACAUUAAGUUAAAUAGUUUAGUGAAAGAAGGUAAGCUUUUUCUAACCCUGUAUUCUGUAUGACUGGUGCUGAUAGACUAUAACCAUUACAUCAUUCUAAUGUAACAAUAGAAAUGCAUGGAAUGUGCAGACGCCAUUCCUCUGCAUCACUUCUAAGCACCCUUUGAGAUUCCAUUGAUCACAAAAAAUAUUAAGAAUUCAAGUAAUCUGUAUAAUGCAGAGCAAUGUCACACUUAAGUCAUGGAGUUUCUUAAGAGAAUAAAAAAGUUGAAACAUUUUGACAUAAUACCA